Quercus robur (English oak) is the source of this 830-nucleotide messenger RNA. Its product is annotated as peptidyl-prolyl cis-trans isomerase CYP22. Gene Ontology annotation, biological process: protein peptidyl-prolyl isomerization; protein folding. The record is from RefSeq and is a predicted model, not a curated record. Gene Ontology annotation, molecular function: peptidyl-prolyl cis-trans isomerase activity. Gene Ontology annotation, cellular component: intracellular membrane-bounded organelle. The coding region runs from base 126 to 692 and encodes 188 amino acids. NCBI's taxonomy places the organism in Eukaryota, Viridiplantae, Streptophyta, Magnoliopsida, Fagales, Fagaceae. The transcript has 7 exons.
CACAAAUAACUUUAACACAACUCACAACACUACAAGCAAACCAAAAAAUAAAAACAAAGAGAAAGAAGAAAAAGCAAAGAGCUCAGCAAGACUCACAGAGAAGCAGUGAGGUAUUCUAUCUAUCAAUGGCAGGAAACACAGGGUCGGGGGUGGAGUGGCACGUGAGACCACCAAACCCAAAGAACCCAAUUGUCUUCUUCGACAUCACCAUCGGUAACAUCCCCGCUGGCCGUAUCAAGAUGGAGCUAUUCGCCGAUAUCGCCCCCAAAACCGCCGAAAAUUUCAGGCAGUUCUGUACAGGAGAGUACAGGAAAGCUGGAUUGCCUGUUGGUUACAAGGGUUGCCAGUUCCAUAGGGUGAUUAAGGAUUUCAUGAUUCAAGCUGGUGAUUUCUUAAAGGGUGAUGGCAGUGGAUGUGUUUCCAUCUACGGACAUAAGUUUGAGGAUGAAAAUUUUGUUGCCAAACACACUGGUGCUGGUCUGUUAUCAAUGGCUAAUAGUGGGCCGGGUACUAAUGGUUGUCAGUUCUUUAUCACUUGUGCAAAAUGCGACUGGCUUGACAAUAAGCACGUUGUAUUUGGGAGAGUGCUUGGAGAUGGUCUUCUGGUUGUCAGGAAGAUUGAGAAUGUAGCUGCUGGACCCAACAACCGGCCUAAGUUAGCUUGCGUUAUUGCUGAAUGUGGGGAAAUGUAAACUUAGUUCACAAACAGUUCUAACCACAACAGUUUCCAUAACCGUUAUAGAAGAUAUUCUCUAAAUCAAAUGAUCAUAUCAACUGUCCUUUUUAUGGAUAUACUAAAUAACUGAUUUUUAUCUUCCUUAGACUACAAA